Molecule: messenger RNA, 1215 nt
Organism: Trichomonas vaginalis G3
Lineage: Eukaryota; Parabasalia; Trichomonadida; Trichomonadidae
Product: negative regulation of mitochondrial outer membrane permeabilization protein
Exons: 1
Coding region: 1-1215 (404 amino acids)
Cellular component (GO): membrane; intracellular membrane-bounded organelle
Source: RefSeq, a predicted model, not a curated record
AUGGUUAGUCUCGCAGCCGAGCUUGCUCUUGCAGGCCUGAUGCUUAGCACUGGCUCCCUCAACACUAUUUCCAAGAAAGUUAUGUACCAGACAAGCGGUACAACAAUUGACGGCGGAAUCGAAUUAUAUAGAAAGCCAUGGCUUUGCACUUUAGUUAUGUUUUGCGGUGAAUCAAUGUGUAUGUUAUUCUUUUAUCUCUUUGCUCUCUAUUUCAAGUGCACAAAGAAGAAAGUCGAAGAUGAAAUCAUUUCCUCAGUUUCAGAAGUCAGUGACAAGCCAGCUGAGCCAAAAAUUCAAUUUGUCACACGUGAAGAAACCGAAUCAAACCCAACAGGUGGCCUUAACUGGAAGUUCCCGUUCUUUGUAACAUUAUUUGCUUCCUGCGACCUUCUUUCCACAACAUUCACAGGUAUCGGCCUCGUCUACUGCAAUGCCUCCGUUAUUCAGAUCCUCCGUGGCUUCGUUAUCGUUUUUACCAUGCUUUUCGCUUGGGUUUUCCUUGGCCGCAAGCCAAAGCUCAACCAGGUCGUCGGUGUUCUCUUCGCCUUACUCGGCUUGUGCAUGGUCGGUGGCUCAGCCGUCGCCAGCGAUGCUACAAGUGGCAAAGAACAGCAUUCCGUCAUGGAUACACUCCUUGGUAUCGGUUUGACCCUCUUAUCCCAGGUUUUCUCCUCCAUCCAGUUCGUUUUCGAGGAGAAGCUCCUCAAGGGCGGCCAAGUUAAGCCAAUUCCAUCUUUAUUCCUCGUCGGCUCUGAAGGUGUUGCCGGCGCCAUCUUGUCCAUCGCCGUUGCUCUCCCAAUUGUCAACGCAAUCCCAGGCAAGGACCACGGAUCCUACGAAAACCUCAAGAACUCCGUUUACAUGUUAUUCCACAACACACAGAUCACCGUCUUACAAUUCUUAUACUUCAUUUCCAUCGCCUUCUUCAACUGGUCGUCAUUCGUCUACUCAAAGGCUCUUUCGGCUACAGCAAGAACAUUAGUCGAUGCUUGCAGAACAAUCGUCGUUUGGGCCACAAUGGCUUCGAUCUUCUACCCAACACACCACAAGUACGGUGAGGGCGUGACCCUUUGGUCUAUCCUUCAGGGCUGCGGCUUCGUCAUGAUGCUCCUCGGCACAACAACACACAACAACAUCGCUGGUGUUGGCGACAAGGUUACUGGUUGCUGCAAGAAGGAGGAAAAGUUGGAUCCUCAACCUCUUCUCAAGAAUUAA